GUUUGGCAACUUACGCAUUGUGGGUACGCGGUCGCACUAACCAUUUAAUGUUUUGGUCUAUUUUUUAUGUAAAUACUAGAAGAAUUACCAAAUAAAAUACACAACUUAAGGAUUUGGCGCUCUUUAUUCAAAACAAAAUAAACGCUAAUAACACGUCUGACAAAAGUUGCAGCACAAUUGCCAAAAUAAUAAGAAUUCAACAAUCGCCUUCUGAGGCAAAAGCCAUGAGCAAAGUGCGCAGGCUGUACCAUCAAAAAUAUCGCGAAGAUUGGGAACGAUUUCCGUCGUUUUCCGAGUGGCUCUGCCGUGGCGACGAUGGCUACUCGGCUCAUUGCAAGAUAUGCGACGCCAAUGUGUUGGCGCGUCUGGCAUCCAUUAAACAGCAUCACAAUACGGCCAAGCAUCAAAAGGCUCUCAAAAGCCAUCACCUCGGAUCAAAGAGCAUUCCCAUUAAAAUGGAGCCCGGCACAAAGGAGGAGCCAAAGCAAAUUUCACAAAAGUUUAUUUUCGCUACCAAGCCAAAACCAAAGAUCAUCAAACGCUCCAAAACGGAUAAAGUGUCGGAGAGCAUUGAGCAGGUGCCUUUGGAGCCAGACACAUGCUCCAAUGACUCGAUACUAGAAGAUCUGUUGGGCAACGAUGAUAUGGAGCAGCAGUAUCUACAGGAAAUUAGCGACACGGAAAUGGAACAAGAUGUUAAGCCUGAAACUAUCCAAGAAUUCAAAAUUGAUGAAAUGCAGGAAGACAAUCUGACUGACGAUAAUAUUAUCAGCGAAUUCGAUCUGUUCGGCAAGAGUGUUUCCCUACAACUGAAUCACAUGGAGUUGGAGGAUGCUUUGCUCUGCCAGGAGCGAUUGCAGGUGGUGCUUACCGAAUUCAGACUUAAGAUCUUGAAGCGCAAAUCAAAACGCAACUUUUAAAUGUACCAAACUUAAAC
This is a messenger RNA of Drosophila arizonae, 937 nucleotides long. RefSeq names its product lethal (2) 05714. The record is from RefSeq and is a predicted model, not a curated record. Lineage: Eukaryota; Metazoa; Arthropoda; Insecta; Diptera; Drosophilidae.